Molecule: messenger RNA, 8643 nt
Organism: Periophthalmus magnuspinnatus
Lineage: Eukaryota; Metazoa; Chordata; Actinopteri; Gobiiformes; Gobiidae
Product: vitamin D3 receptor B
Exons: 10
Coding region: 506-1780 (424 amino acids)
Biological process (GO): cell differentiation; positive regulation of transcription by RNA polymerase II; negative regulation of transcription by RNA polymerase II
Cellular component (GO): nucleus
Molecular function (GO): zinc ion binding; vitamin D response element binding; nuclear receptor activity
Source: RefSeq, a predicted model, not a curated record
AUUUGGGUCGUGUGAAAGGAGCGACGUUUUUUUCUCGCUCCGGAGCUGGAUUUUUGAGCCUUUUCUUCAGCUCCACCCGCCGCUACCGAGCCUGUAUUUACCCCAGUCCUGUUUAGAAACACUGAACCGCUGUUACCCGGGACGAAGCGGGUCAAAGCGCCUAAACUUCGUCCCAAACCGCGAGCUAACGGCUAACGGCUAAAGCUAGCUCCGUUAGCCCCGCGCUGCUGCUGCGUCUCUCGGGUGGAGCGGGGUUUGUCCUCGGUUUGUGCAGGAUCCAGGUGUUUUUUCGGGGUUUGUCUCUGUGGUUUGUUGGCGGUGGAGCUUCUGGGAACCGGGGAGAGCACAGGGCGGGUCUCCUGCGGGAAUGAGAGCGACAGAAGCGGAUUAAAGCCAGGUGAAGUCGGGUCGAUGGAGAAAAGUUGAGCUGAGGAUCAACGCGAGGGAUCAACAAGAGAGGUUUUUACGAUUGACCCGCUGAAAAGAGCAUGUUCAACCUGCAGUGAUGGAGUCUACGGUUGUCAGCACAUCCACGGCGGCAGGGGAGGAGUUUGACCGAAAUGUGCCGCGGAUCUGUGGCGUCUGCGGAGACAAGGCCACCGGGUUCCACUUCAAUGCCAUGACCUGCGAGGGCUGCAAGGGUUUUUUCAGGCGCAGUAUGAAGCGGAAAGCCUCGUUUACCUGCCCCUUCAACGGAAGCUGCACCAUCACCAAGGACAACAGGAGGCACUGUCAGGCCUGCAGACUGAAGCGCUGUGUGGACAUAGGCAUGAUGAAGGAGUUUAUCUUGACAGACGAGGAGGUGCAGAGGAAGAAGGACCUGAUCCAGAGGAGGAAGGAGGAGGAGGCUCAGCGUGAGGCUCAGAAGGAGGCGCGACGACCGCGCCUCACGGACGCUCAGAGUCACGUGAUCUCCACGCUGGUAGAGGCGCAUCACAAGACCUACGAUGACUCGUACUCCGACUUCUGCAGGUUCAGGCCUCCAGUCCGUGAUGGUCCAGUGACCCGCAGUGCCAGUCGUGCUGCCUCUCUCCACUCUCUGUCAGACGCCUCCUCCGACUCCUUCAGCCACUCUCCAGAGUCGGACACAAAGAUGAACUUUAAUAACCUCCUGAUGAUGUACCAGGAGCAGGGGAGUAGCCCCGAGUCCAGUGAAGAAGAAGGCUCCAGCUUCUCCAUGCUGCCCCACCUGGCCGAUCUGGUUUCCUACAGCAUCCAGAAGGUCAUCGGAUUCGCCAAAAUGAUCCCGGGCUUCAGAGAGCUGACCGCUGAGGACCAGAUCGCACUCCUGAAGUCCAGUGCCAUUGAGGUCAUUAUGCUGCGCUCCAACCAAAGCUUUAACCUGGAGGACAUGUCCUGGAGCUGCGGAGCGCCAGACUUCAAAUACCAGAUCAGUGAUGUCACCAAAGCUGGCCACACUCUGGAGCUGCUGGAACCUUUGGUGAAGUUUCAGGUUGGACUGAAGAAGCUCAACCUUCAUGAGGAGGAACAUGUUCUGCUCAUGGCCAUCUGCCUGCUGUCCCCAGACCGACCCGGAGUCCAGGACCACGCUCGUAUCGAGGCCCUUCAGGACCGCCUGUCGGAGACGCUGCAGGCGUAUAUCCAACUGCAUCACCCCGGGGGACGCCUGCUCUACGCUAAAAUGAUCCAGAAGCUCGCCGACCUGCGCAGCCUGAACGAGGAGCACUCGAAGCAGUACCGCUCACUGUCAUUUCAGCCAGAGCACAGCAUGCAGCUAACCCCACUCGUGCUCGAAGUGUUCGGCAGCGAAGUCUCCUAAAACUACCUCCAGUCUCAAGAUGGCUGCUGCUACAGCCAGGUGAUACACGCUUCAGGAGGAGGAGGAGGAGGCGAGCUGUGCGGCAAGCAGUGAAAAAAUUUUAAAAUCUUUUCUUCAAAAAAAUGGCGACUCAAAUAGAAUGAAAUGUUGACGAUAAUUAAAUGUUUUUAGGGAAGUUGAAUUGAUUGGUGGUUUUCAGAUGAUGUCAUUCUCAAAGGUGAAUGGCCGUGUUUAUGGCUUUCAAAGUGAUACAAAAUGGAUUUGCUAAAAGUCCUGAAAAUGGUGCCCAUUUAAACACAUUCAUUAAUAAGAAUCUGCAUUGAUAACAGUAAUUUGACCCGCCCUCAUCUGAAUUUAAGUUUAACAUCCGGUAGAUUGACACAAUGUUGUCUGAAAACCACAGCUGCUUUACAGUUACAAUUUAGGUCUAAUUUUGUUCAAUUAUUCAACUUAAAAUUAUGUUCUACAAAUUCUGCUCAAACCUUCCUCUUUGACUCAUCACAAGUUUUAGGACAAAGAAGACACAUUUACUUAAAGUCAGCGUUUCAUUUUGAGCCAAGUAGAGAGAUAGGAAUCGAUUCUUUGUGUUUGUCUUGUCUCAAAAUUCUAUUGGAAAUUAGGUUAAUGUUGGGAAAAGAGUUCAUGAUAUUUUAGAUUAAUACCAGUGGUUCUCAACUGGUGGGCCGGGACCCAAACGUGACGUAAACAGGUUGAAAAUAGUUUAAAUUUUCAACCCCAAAAAUGAGUUUAUUGACAUAAUAAUAUGAUGAAACAUAUGUGAAAGAUAUUUGAUCAACAUGAAGCACUUACAAAGAUUACAGCUGUGAUCUUCAUUUUCAAAUCACAAAUUGGUUUGAAAAUUCCCCUUUUCAGGAGUAUGAUUGUUAUUUUAAGACCUAGUUUUAUUUAGCAAAAAUUUAAAAUUCACUUAAAAGAGUUAGAGUUUUGUAGUUAUCCCAUGGCAAAAUGUCUUUAAACAAUAGUAUUUUUCCUGCUAAAACGAUUAUAAAGCCAAACGUUAGUUGUCUUGCUAGCAAAAAAGAGGGGGUAUUCUGCAAAAUCGACUUUCAGGACCUUUUUCCCCAUGUUAUAAGAGAUUUUCUGAAGAGAUUUUCUUAAGAGAUUUUAGAUGUACUGCUAACUGUAAGGAGGGUUUGAAUAGGGACAAGCCUGUAUGAGGCUCUGCCCACAAGUCUACAUCACCCAUGCUUCCACACGACAAUUUUAUAUAAAUAUACAAAAACAUUAUACAAAACUGUACACGGCAACGUCACAAACCUGAUGUGAUGUGCAGUAUUUUCAUCAGUGGGAUGCAGCUGAUUGUGUUGUGACAGUUCUCUGAAGGGAGAGGGACUUGGCACAAAGAGCAAAGGAAUAACAUGUUAAUAUGUUGUUUUGGGCGAAUAUAUAGUUUUUAAAACAAAAGGAAAAAUGGAGAUCUAAAUAUGUUAUGUGUUACAGUUAAUACCCCAUAGAAGUAAAAUACCCCCUCUUUAAUACCCCAUAGAAGUAAAAUAUCCCCUCUUUAAUAAUAAUUUCUUAAAUAACAUAACAUACUGGUUAUGUUUCUAUUUAGUCCAAUCUCAUAAUUCUGAAGAAUAGACAGACACAUUUCUACAAUGUUCAAAUUUGUUUAAAAAAACGUAAAAUUAGAUUUUCCUGUAAAUCCCAAAAUCAAAAAGGCAAAGACUUCUAUGGUAGAAUUUACCUUUUUAAAUUUUGAAAAAUGCACAUUUUUUUGCCUGGUUUAUGGGUAAUAUUUUUGCCAAUUCUUUGAACACUACAUUAUAUUUUUAAACUUCUUGUCCAAACUUGAUCGUGUUAAAAUCACCUCUUCCUUUUCGAACGUCGUAAUGAUAAAAUUCCUUAAAAUAUUCCAGAAAUGCCAAAUAUAUAAAUUGUCAAAUCUUUGCUCCAAAAGUCUGAGUUUUGGUCCCUUUUUCAGGCCAUUUGAGAAUCACUGGGACGAGAGGAUCCUUUAAAGAUAUUAUUAUAAUGAUAUGGGUCCUUUAAAGAUACUAUUGUAAUGAUACGCGUCCUUUAAAGAUACAAUUAUGAUAAGGGUCCUUUAAAGAUACUGUUGUUAUAUGGACUAUUAUUCAUUUUCUGCCUAUUUACUCAUGUUUAAAUGUAUUUAAAACUCGACUCUGCUGCUUGAAUGCCUGGACAUCAAAAACGUGGAUUUGUUCAGGUCCAUGUUUGAACACACAACCUCCAUAACUCAGCCAUCCUGUCGUAUUCUACCUCUUUGUUUUUUUUUAUUAUGAUACUGUAUUUUUAUGUAGAUGUGACGCUGUUUGAGACGUUAUUUUGCAGUAAACCACACUGGGGCGCUCAGCUCCUCUGGGAUAUCAGUGCCUGCACAACAGUUUUUGUUAUUUACAUGUUUAUUCUCAAGGCAGCAUUUGUAUACAGUUUAACACAGCCAUCGGUCAAAACAUUGCGACCACAGGCAGGUAAACAGGCAGGUAAACAGGCAGGUAAACAGGCAGGUAAACAGGCAGGUAAACAGGCAGGUAAACAGCAUUAGGUCUUCACAGCUGCUCCUUUUAAAAUGGGGAAUUAUAGGAAAUUACUGAAUCAGUAAGUUAAAGUGCAUAACGAAUUUGAACUGAAAGAAAUUCAUAUGUAGAAGACUGGGUCAGCAGCUCCAAAUCUCACUUUUAGGGGGGGUUUUAGUCCAGAUUUAGUCUGAUUUAGUCCUGGGUUAAACCUGGUUCAAUUUGGGCCCGGGUCAAUCUGGUUUAAAGCUGAUUUUAGUCCUUGGCUAGACCAGAAAGCCACUUGGUUUUGUCUUUGGUUUAGACCAGUUAGCCCUGUUUUAGCCCUGGUUUAGCCCUGGUUUAGCCUUGGCUUAGCCCUGUCCCUGUUUUAGUUCCUGGUUUACCCAUUGUUUUAGCCUCAGUAUAGGCAUUUUAGCCUUGGUUUAGCCCUGGUUUAGCUACUGUUUUUUCCUGUUUAAUGCCUGUUUUAGCUCCUGUUUAAUCCCUGUUUUAGCUCCUGUUCCGGUUGUAUUCAGCUUGUGGCCGUGCUGUUCGGCUCGUUUGCUGUGAUCUCAGAUAUGUCGCCAAAGGUUCACUCUCUUCCAUUUUCUCCAUUUUGACGCAAUUAAGGAAACGGGGAUUUUGUUUUUACAUUUACUUCACAAAGUCUGUAACGAUUAAGGCCUCUCAGAACGUUUAAGGCCUCUCGGUAACAUUUGAGGCCUCUCUCUGUAACGUUUAAGGCCUCUCUGUGAACGUUUAAGGCCUCUGUAACGUUUCGGGCCUCUGUAACGUUUAAGGCCUCCCUGUAACGUUUAAGGCCUCCCUGUAACGAUUAAGGCCUCUCAGAACGAUUAAGGCCUCUCGGUAACAUUUGAGGCCUCUCUCUGUAACAUUUGAGGCCUCUCUCUGUAACAUUUGAGGCCUCUCUCUGUAACAUUUCAGGCCUCUCUGUAAACCUUUAAGGCCUCCCUAUAACGUUUAAGGCCUCUGUAACGUUUCGGGCCUCUCUGUGAACGUUUAAGGCCUCUCUGUGAACGUUUCAGCCCUCUCUGUGUCUUUGGCGACUCCCUCUACACUACAACACUCAAACCAAACAUGUUGUGUUCUCUUGGGUGUAAAUAUGUUCUCUGCUUCCACUUGUAACGCUAAGCACUGUUAAACCUCAUUUCAGUGUCUGGACAAAGACGUGAAUCUCUGAAACAUGAAAUGGUAAAGGGCUAAAAUGCUCAAAAAGCUCGAAACUCGAACUGGAAAUGUUUGCAUAUUUCACAGGCCGAAUCACCAGGUCUGACGGUGAAACAUCACUUAAAAAACAGAAUCGUGUCACGAAAUAUCCAGAGUUUUGUGGGAAUAAUUUGAAUUUAAAAUGUCAAAUUUUUAUAUUUCAUUGUUUCUGGAGUCAUCAGGACUAAUUAUGUGGUUCUGAUAAACUGAGUUGCAUUUGAGUUUUGAGUCUAAUUUUUAAGCCAGAUGCCCUUCCUAGUUGCAUCUUUUAAUAUUAUUUUUAAGCAUGACCAAAUCAGGUUUAAACAAGGACUAAACAUGAACUAAACGUGGACCAAACCAUGCAGAGGUUGGACUUAACUAGGUCUAAAAUGGGACUUAACCACUAAACCAGGUAAAAUGUUAAAACACAAAAUGAAGACUAGUUACCACUUUAGACCUGUUUUAGUCCUGGUUCAGUUCUAGUUUAAACAGUGACAAGACUAAACCAGAAAUGAACCAGGAUUAUAACCAGCUUCAAAGCUACUCAAAUUUGCCUUACAUUUCACAAAGUCUGAACUUCUACACAGUCAAAUCUAAUUCUAGUAGAAUUUGAGAACCACAUUUGGCUUCAUUUUAUUUUCAUUCAGAUGCCCUUCUUGACACAGAAAAUCUACUGGCUGUAGUUCUUAACUCUAUUAGAGCUGCAAAUUACUGGAAAAUACUGCCAAAACAAAGACUAAAAGAAUGAAUAUGGAUUAAUGUGUUAUCAAUUCAAUACUGUGUCAACGAUUGCUCUGAGUUUAGAGUCUGUUUGGUCCAGAUCACGAUUAGCAAAAUGCAACUACAGUUAUUUUAAUAGCAAACUUGUGAAAAAUAGUCUCUAGUUUUAGUAUUGAUUUGUGUAUAAUCAUUUCUAGUAUAAGACACAUACACUAGUAUACACCCACCGACCACUAUGAACCUACUGGACACUGAGGGAUUCCACACAUGGGAAUAGAACACAAAGUACAACAUUUAAUGUGGAACAGCACAGAGUCUAAAGAAAGAGGGUUUUUAUCAUCAUGGGAUCAGUAUCAGUAUUGAGUAUUGAGUGUUCCUUAGUAUUGAUUUGGAGUUGUUGCUGCAGCCCUAAUAUUGUGUAAUUUGACAUUUUAAAUGUAAAACUCCCACAAUCCCCUUCUCUGUGACACGCUCCUGUCAAACUGAUGCAAAGCUCUUAUUGUUUUUCUACAUAUGACGUUUUUAAUAAUGAUGCAAUUCCAUGAAUUGCUGCCGUUCCGUAUACAGUAUACAAACCUCCUCGGAUCACGCAGCCCUUUCAUUUUGACUGGGAACAAUGUUGAGGUGUACUGCCCUCUGCUGGCUCUUUUGUAAAUACCAGGUAUAAAUAUAUAUGGAGCGUUCUGCUAAAUCCGCCGCUGUAAAUAGGGCUACAUAGAUUAUUAUUAUUAUGAGUUCUCGUCUUUAUUUUCGGGAAAAUAAAUAUAUGCAAGUACAAUAUGGAAUCAUCACUAUUAUUAUUAUGAUGUUGUUGUAUGUGAGAGUGUUUGUUUUGAUGGAGUUUCUAUUUUCAUUUAAAUAACAACGACAAGCUAACAUGCUAAACAUGCUGCUCUCUAAAAAAAGCCAUAGAUCGCCUGUUUUUACAGAGUUUUACAGUGUAACUUUGCUGUCCAUCGAAACGACGGAACACGAGCGGCCAGGAGCCAGACGGCCAUUUUAUUAGGUACAGCACAUGGAUGCAGGGCUGAAGGACUGGGACUGGACCAGGACUACCCCUUGUCCAAUUGACAGUUGUACCUAAACCGUGUCGUGUGUGGUCGUUUUGUGGGAGGAGACUCAUCUUGUGGCUGAUCUGAGCUGGUAAAGGUUGAGCUUUGUCUGUAGUUUUCCGUGGGAGUGGUUUUAGACCUGUUCUAAUCAUGAAAUCACUGUGACACUCGACAGAAGGACUUAAACCGAUUAUCAGCCAAAUUUGAAAUAUUUUGUGUAAAUUUGUUGCAUAAUUUUGGCAAAAGUUUUCAUUUCAGGCCCUGGUUUGUUCUGAAUGGGGCUGAAGGAGGCAGGGCCAUGUGCGAUCAGGCGCAUUACAUUGGUUCAAGUCUCCAGUUUAUUUUUAGUUCAAGCUAAAUCAACUCUCGUUUUCUACAUUUUCUCACAUGUGCUAAUGCUGUUCCCUCAUCAAAAACACAUCUGAAGAGAUUUUAGAUGCCAUCCAUGUUUUGAGUAAUCUGGAGAUCUCUCCUGGGCCCCGUUCAAACCCUUCUUACAGUUAGCAGUACAAGCCUGUAUGAGGCUCCGCCCAUAAGCCUACAUCACACAUGUUCCCACAUGACAAUUCUCCAUAAAUACACAAAAGCAUUAUACAAAACAAUACACUGCAACUUGAUAAACCUGAUGUGAUGUGCAGUAGUUUCAUUAGUGGGAUGUAUUGUGUAGUGAUGGUGCUCUGAUGGGGAAAAAAGCACAAAAUCAGUACAGUUAUUAGAUUUCAACAACAUUGGCAAGAACAUUUAAGUUAGCUCGUAGCAUCUUGGCGCUAAUCCCGUCCUCCUUCAGCCUCUUUUGCAGAACAUUUCAUCAUUAUUUUUGGGCUUUUUAAAAUUGUGCUUCUAAAAAUAUUUGUGGAUGGUUCUGUGUUGAGUCGCGGUUUGAAAAUCUCUAAAUUGUUGGGCAGAAAUCCUGUCUUUGCUGUGAAAGUGUAGAAACGUUUGGAGGCAGUACCACUCGUUGGCCAGAGGGGGGAGAUGUGCGAUGUGCUUGGUUACUGAUCAUAUUGAAGUUUGUCUGUGUUAGGGGUUACUUUCGGUGAAUCUUUUUCUGAUUUUUGAUAUUUGGAACGGUUGCUGUUGUAUGUUUAAAAUAUCGUGGGAGAAUAGGUGGAUUUCUUAAGCAAGUGCCAGAUGGGACCGAUCCCGAUGCUUAAACAGGGUAAGACAUUUUUACAACAACAAAGGCAGAGGGUGUGCUUCAGAGAGCGCAAAUUUUACAGCAGAAGUUUGAAUAAGUAAAAAAAAAAAACUUUAUCAUACAAAUCAGUUCUGAAAAAGUUUUAGAAAAAAUAUAUGAAAUCUGAUGCCAAAUCUCAAAAUGUUGUACAGUUCAGUUCUCUCCAGUAAAAUCGACAAGUGUGAGGGAGAAAGCUUGUUUCAUUAUAUUCAAAUUUCAAUA